Molecule: messenger RNA, 544 nt
Organism: Vanessa tameamea
Lineage: Eukaryota; Metazoa; Arthropoda; Insecta; Lepidoptera; Nymphalidae
Gene: Ash3
Product: achaete-scute complex protein T3-like
Exons: 1
Coding region: 8-544 (178 amino acids)
Biological process (GO): regulation of transcription by RNA polymerase II; developmental process
Molecular function (GO): RNA polymerase II transcription regulatory region sequence-specific DNA binding; protein dimerization activity; DNA-binding transcription factor activity, RNA polymerase II-specific
Source: RefSeq, a predicted model, not a curated record
UUCAGACAUGGAUUGUACAUUGACAAAGAAAUACACCUAUAAAAAUAAUUACUCCGGAGCACAGGCAGCCUCCAUCGCGAGGAGGAACGCUCGCGAGAGGAAUCGCGUGAAGCAAGUAAAUGACGGAUUCAACGCUUUAAGAAAAAGAUUGCCUGCAGCGAUCGUUAACGCGCUGUCCGGCGGAGCUCGCCGGGGCUCCGGUAAGAAGCUGAGUAAAGUAGACACAUUACGGAUGGUCGUCGAAUACAUAAGGUACCUGGAAAAUAUGAUAGAAGAUAGCGACGCGACUUUGGGUAUCAGUCUGAAAAGUCAAGUUGUGAUGGAUACUUCUCCACAUAGUGAAGUCGACGAAGGAAUCUUUGGCGGAAGGAACUCGCCAUACUCCGACUCAGUGCCGUCCCCUACUAACUCAGAGUGUUCAUCUGGUGUAUCUACGAGUUGUUCUACGACUGACGAUUACUAUCAAGGCGCCCGCUGUACCGAGGUACCUACUGUGGACGAUAAUGAGUUACUAGAUGCAAUUACGUGGUGGCAGCAGAAGUAG